GACCGCGUCAACAAUGCAGCAGCCACUCUUCUGAAUCUUGAACUCAGUUUGCUUCGUUAUUACUCAAACUAUAGGGGAAAAUUUGAGUUUAUUUUGAAGAUUCCUUGUGUCGGCCAUCGCCAUGGAUCCUGGAAGCUUGGGACUUGCGGUCUUCAGUGCUUUGGAUCUGUGCAUUCAAUAUGGGGGCGAGAUCAUUAAGAUAUGCCGAGAAUAUCGAAAAUUCGAGGAGGAAAUUGACGAGAUUGUACUUGUGGUGGAAGGGUUAUGGGUGAAGACUGAAGUCCAGCUCGAUUCUCUUAGAGUCCUUUGGAACACACUCCAUGGAACCCUUCAACCACAUUACUUUGAUGCCUUACAAAGACUUGAAAAGAAGACUUUUGCCGCCGUUCAGACUAUCCGGCACGUCAAAGAGUUAGCAGCACCGGAUGCCAGUGCGCUCCGGAAGGUCAAGGCGAUAUAUAUCAAGAGACAUCUCAAACAAACCGUCGCAGAUUUGGAAGAUUGGCAAAGACGAUUUGAUCCAUCGUGGUACCUGAUUACACGUAUCGCUAACCCUGUCAUCGACAAGCAACUGAAAGAUGAUUUACCAAGCCACAAUCCUUCAACAAUCCGACUGAAACGGAUGAGGGAGGCAAUCAAAGAAGUCUCAUCAAUUGGGAACUCCCACGCCGGCUCAAUAUUUAUGGAUAUGUCUCAUAUAGUAGGACCCGCGCACAAAAUCCCCGGGACUAACACGACCAUGGUGAGUUACGGUAAUGUUGCGCGUACGGUGUUACUGGACCGCACAGAUUAUGGCCCCCUCACUGAAACAAUGACAGCCAAAACAUAUGUUCGUGAUCUGGCGAGGCUUCUGUUGAACGUGGAACCGAUGACAUUUGGUCUUUUGAAAUGCGAGGGUGUGAUUGAACUACCUAACAAGGUUGAUAAAAGUCAAUUCCAGUUUAUCCUCGAAGUACCAAAAGGACUUUCAUCACCAAGGACGCUCCGGGGUAUCUUGGCGGAAGCUCCUCGGUGUUCUCUUAACCAUCGUAUCCAGCUAGCCAAGCAGUUGGCUCGCUCAGUCAUGUUUGUUCAUACAUCAGGAUUUGUCCACAAAAAUAUCCGCCCGGAGACCAUUCUAGUUUUUGCAGACGGUUCGAGCCGCCUUGGCCCGUCGUUCCUCAGUGGCUUUGAGAGGAUCCGGCCAUCAGAGGCAGCAACAGAGAAGUCAGGGGAUCUGGUGUGGCAAAAGAACCUUUAUCGGCAUCCGACGCGGCAAGGCCUCUGGCCCGAAGAUUACUACAACAUGCAGCAUGAUAUUUACAGUCUCGGGGUGUGCUUACUGGAGCUCGCACUGUGGCGCUCUUUCGUACAGUACGAUGGUGAUACUGCCAUUCCGUGUUCCGAACUUGACAUAACAGCCGCGAUUUCGGAUAAGGACCCGCGUCGAGGUGCAUUUGCCAUCAAGAAAUUACUAGUGGCUAUGGCCGAAGAGUGUCUCCCCAAUUCGAUGGGUGACAGAUACACUGGCUUGACAGUGGCUUGCUUAACUUGCCUCGACAGUGGGGAAAGCAAUACGUUUGGCCCCGACGUGAAGGAUCAAGAUGGUAUUAUCGUUGGUGUUCGAUAUAUCGAAAAGGUUUUACUACAAAUAGAAGAGAUUUGUAUUUGAGGAGCACUACCACAGGGGUUUCUCUGAGUCAUUAUGCACUGUCAACCGUUUCUCGCGGGAUUUUUUCUCCAGAUAUGCCAUUCCACCCUAGGCUACAAAAUUUGCAUUUGCUCCAGGAAUAGUUCAGCCUUAUAGGGCUGAGUGGGUCGCUGGCAUUUAGCUCCACAU
Aspergillus glaucus CBS 516.65 is the source of this 1819-nucleotide messenger RNA. RefSeq lists its product as uncharacterized. The transcript has 3 exons. Bases 122 to 1651 code for a protein of 509 amino acids. The record is from RefSeq and is a predicted model, not a curated record. Gene Ontology annotation, molecular function: ATP binding; protein kinase activity. Lineage: Eukaryota; Fungi; Ascomycota; Eurotiomycetes; Eurotiales; Aspergillaceae. Gene Ontology annotation, biological process: protein phosphorylation.